This is a messenger RNA of Indicator indicator, 1031 nucleotides long. RefSeq names its product tryptophanyl tRNA synthetase 2, mitochondrial (gene WARS2). The record is from RefSeq and is a predicted model, not a curated record. Gene Ontology annotation, cellular component: mitochondrion; mitochondrial matrix. Gene Ontology annotation, molecular function: ATP binding; tryptophan-tRNA ligase activity. The transcript has 6 exons. Lineage: Eukaryota; Metazoa; Chordata; Aves; Piciformes; Indicatoridae. The coding region runs from base 14 to 1000 and encodes 328 amino acids. Gene Ontology annotation, biological process: mitochondrial tryptophanyl-tRNA aminoacylation.
CCUGGGCCAGAGUAUGGUCAUGGAUCGAAUUUUCUCUGGUAUCCAGCCAACUGGGACACCUCAUCUGGGUAACUACCUUGGAGCCAUUCAGAACUGGGUGAAUCUGCAGGAAGAAUGCAGCUCAGUGCUGUAUAGCAUUAUGGACAUGCACUCUGUCACCAUGCCCAAGGAACCAGCUGUCCUGCGCCAGAACAUACUGGACACUACUGCUGCCAUCCUUGCCUGUGGUGUUGACCCAAAGAAAUGCCUUCUGUUCCAACAAUCACUGGUUUCUGAGCAUGCAGAACUUGCCUGGAUUCUUGGGUGCUUAACUAACGUGCCACGUCUGCUACGCUUGCCCCAAUGGAAGACGAAGCAUGCCAGCCAGAAUAACGAAGGAACUGCGGGUUUGUUGACUUACCCUGUGCUUCAAGCAGCAGAUAUUUUGCUGUACAAGUCGACACAUGUUCCCGUUGGAGAAGAUCAAGUCGUGCACCUGGAACUAGCCCAAGAUAUAGCACAACAUUUCAACAAGAAAUAUGGAGAAUUCUUUCCUGUGCCCAAAACCAUUUUAAGUACAAACAAAAUAAAAUCCCUCAGAGACCCAACAGUGAAGAUGUCCAAGUCAGACCCACAGAAGUUAGCUACUGUAAACAUAGCAGACAGCCCUGAUGAAAUAGUGCUGAAAUUUCGCAAAGCUGUAACUGACUUUACCUCUGAGGUGACCUACGAUCCAGCCAGUCGCCCUGGUGUGUCAAAUUUGGUGUCCAUUCAUGCUGCAGUAACAGGACUUAGCAUCAAAGAAGUGCUUCACCAAGCUGUUGGUCUUGACACUGCACAGUACAAAAUGGUGGUGGCAGAGUCUGUUAUUCAAAAAUUUGCACCGAUCAGGAGCGAAAUCAAGAAACUACAGGAAGACAAAUCCCAUCUGAUGAAAGUUUUAGAAGAUGGAGCAGAAAAAGCCAAAGAACUGGCUGCCCCCAUCUAUCAAGAAAUAAGAAGACUGGUGGGAUUUCAGUAGAAACUGCUGAGUAGCUACAGAACUUCUCUUU